GCCGCGACUUACAUAACCUGAAACCCAACUUACCUCGCCGGCGGCGAAAGCACUGACCUCACGCCUGAACCCUAAAGUCGACCGCCUGGAAAAUCUCGCGCCUUUUGCCUUGACAGGUUUAGGCGAUCUUCCCUUCGCCGGAGAUCGCCUUGGUCGCGCUUUGAAUUUCAACUUCGCAGUGAAGCAGCUGAUUCCAGGAACCAAUGAUGUCCUUUGAAAUGAAUGACCGAAAAAAAAUUGGGUUAGGGCUUACAGGAUUUGGCGUAUUUUUCUCGUUUUUGGGGAUGAUCUUGAUGUUUGAUAAGGGUUUACUUGCCAUGGGAAAUAUUCUUUUCGUCUCUGGAGUUAGUUUAACCAUUGGCCUCAAGUCUACAAUGCAGUUUUUCAUGAAGCGUCAAAACUAUAAGGGAACCAUUUCUUUUGGGGCUGGCUUCUUCUUUGUAGUGAUUGGAUGGCCUAUACUUGGAAUGAUGCUCGAGACCUAUGGCUUCUUUGUACUCUUCAGUGGCUUCUGGCCAACCUUGGCAGUUUUUGCUCAAAAGAUACCUGUUCUCAGUUGGAUCAUUCAGCAACCAUAUAUAAGAUCGUUCUUUGACAAGUACCGAGGCAAGCGUGUGCCCGUCUAGUCCCUUGCCUAACUCAGAGAGAGAAUUCACUCACCUGAGGUAGAUGCAGCCGAACAAGCAAUUGAAAUCUUUCGAAGAAGAAGUUGGUAUGCUUGUCGACAACUGUAAAAAACUAAACCCAUAGGAGGAGAAAGAAAUUAGCAUUGGAGAAAAACAUACCACUUGAAGCUGUGUGUGUCUUCUUUGUAGUUGAAGAUAAACUCAGUGAGAUAAACCUCUUGAUGGGUUUGUAAUCAUUUUGGAUUAGACUCAUUAGAACAAUUGAUCAUUUUGAAUACAUAAAAAGCUCAACACAGUAAUGAGUUUGUGAAUAUUG
This is a messenger RNA of Eutrema salsugineum, 942 nucleotides long. Its product is annotated as vesicle transport protein GOT1. Bases 204 to 626 code for a protein of 140 amino acids. The transcript has 6 exons. The record is from RefSeq and is a predicted model, not a curated record. Gene Ontology annotation, biological process: retrograde transport, endosome to Golgi; endoplasmic reticulum to Golgi vesicle-mediated transport. NCBI's taxonomy places the organism in Eukaryota, Viridiplantae, Streptophyta, Magnoliopsida, Brassicales, Brassicaceae.